CAGGAAAAUCAAACUGCCCAACAACUCACAUAAUUGCACCAAUCUCUCACUGUAGAGAACUCCGUCUACUCUCUCAAAACCUCUUUUCUCGCACAAAUCAAUGAGGCAUUAAAUUCAAGAAUCUGUGUGUGUGAGUGACCGACUGAGGCACUGACUCAGUAAGAGCACGCACACACACGCACAGAGAGAGAUAGAAAUGGAAGAUGAAGAUAAUUCACCUGAGUUCACGUUAGCAGAGAUAAUCCAUAUGGAGAACUUAUUUAAGGAAAUGAGAGACAAGACGACCGAAGAAGAGUUCUGUCGGGAGCUUUCCAUUAAAUUCAAUGGUUCGAUUCACCGUGCUGAAAAACCGCCUGUUAAAUGGGAACAGGUGCAAAGUUGGUUCCGCGAUAAGCAAACAAACGCAGCAACUGUAGUUGUUCCGUUUAAACCCAAGAAAGGCUCAAAGACUGCUAUAUUAAAAAAGAGGACUAAAGUGCCUACAAUUACUGCGAGUGAAGCAGCUGUCGAGCUCCAAACCUUGAUUUUUGAAGCUAAAUCGGCUAAGGAUUCUGCUUGGUUUGAUGUUGCUUCCUUCCUGGGCUACAGAGUCGUGAACGCGGGGGUGAACUUGGGGGAUCUACUUGUUCGUGUGAGAUUUUCUGGCUUUGGGAAAGAUGAAGACGAAUGGGUGAGCGUUCAUAAGGCAGUACGCGAGCGCUCCAUCCCUUUGGAACACUCUGAAUGCGACAAAGUCAGUGUCGGUGAUCUCGUUCUUUGCUUCAGGGAAGGCGAGGAUCAUGCACUCUACUGUGACGCGCGUGUAGUGGAAAUCGAGAGGAUGGUGCACGACAGUAGCAGAUGCACGUGCCUUUUUGCAGUUCGUUGGGAGCAUGACGGUCUUGAGGGGGAGAUUACAGCUGAGAAACUGUGUUACAGGCCGACGAAACCGGCUGCUAAAGACGGUGUGGAUCUUAAGCUGGUGCCAUUGCAGCCCGGCGGAGCACAGAGCUUGCUGCAGCUGAUCUCAGGGUGACUAAUCGGGUUAUGCAUGCUGUUGGCUAAUCGACUAUGUAUUCUGAUGGAUUGAAUAAUUUUAAAUUGGUUCAUAGUCGAUUAAAUUAUGAAAUUUGGUCAAAUUUUGGUUCGUGUAAUAAGGUUUGAAAACAGAAUAUAUAUCACCAAAGUUUCAGUUUUUCUC
This is a messenger RNA of Salvia splendens (bonfire salvia), 1180 nucleotides long. RefSeq names its product protein SAWADEE HOMEODOMAIN HOMOLOG 1-like. The transcript is spliced from 9 exons. The coding region runs from base 197 to 1015 and encodes 272 amino acids. The record is from RefSeq and is a predicted model, not a curated record. NCBI's taxonomy places the organism in Eukaryota, Viridiplantae, Streptophyta, Magnoliopsida, Lamiales, Lamiaceae. Gene Ontology annotation, molecular function: chromatin binding.